Chlorella variabilis is the source of this 1635-nucleotide messenger RNA. RefSeq names its product expressed protein. The transcript is spliced from 4 exons. The record is from RefSeq and is a predicted model, not a curated record. Bases 1 to 1635 code for a protein of 544 amino acids. Lineage: Eukaryota; Viridiplantae; Chlorophyta; Trebouxiophyceae; Chlorellales; Chlorellaceae.
AUGGCGCAGCGUCGCCACUGGAUUGAGCUGGCGCGGCGGCAGCGGCAGGCGGGCGGAGUGCCCAUCCGACUGCUGGCGCUGUGCAUAGAGUUGCCGCCAGAGGUGUGCCUGCAGCGGGCAUCGCAGCGGGACGGGCACGCCACGCUGCCUGGGUGGCAGGCGGAGGAUGUCAUCCAGCGCUUCCUGUCAGAGUGGCAGUACCCACAGGGCAAGGAGGGCUUUGACGGCGUGCAAGUGGCCCGCAGCUCGGAGCAGGCGGCGGCGGUGGUGACCCAGCUGCUGGCACAGCACGCGCCGGCGGCGGCAGGAGCAGCGGCGGUGACGGUGCAGGCAGCCGCAGCGCAGCUUGCUGACGCGCCCAUGGCAGCGCCCGGUGCGUGGAGCGCAGGCGCACUGCCAGCCACCACAUUUGCCGCCGGCGGGCAUGCCCACCCGCAGCAGCUCAGCGCUGAUGCCCUCGCCUUCCAGCCGGGCGCCCCGCUGCUGCUGCAGCAGCCUGCACAGCAGCAGGGCUGGAUGCAGCAGCAGCGGCAGCACUACCACGGGUCACGCGCCGACGCAGCGAGCAGCUGGCGGCCGUCUGAGCCAGGCGGCCACGACGAGCCUGAGCAGCCGGCGGUGCCGCGGUCUCCCAGGCGCGGCCAGCGUGCAGGCGGGCACCCGCAGCCUGCGGCGCAGCGCUGGCAGCCUGCGCCGGGCAGCCCCGCCAGGCCGGCAGGCGCUGCCGAGGGCCAGGGCGGGGCGCCUGGGGCGGGCGGCGGCAACAUCGUGCCUUUCCCUGGGCGGCAGAGCCAGGGGCGCAGGCAGCGCUCGCCUGCCCCGCCCCACCUGCCGCGGCGCCACCCCUGGAGCAGGCACGGGUACGACGAGCCCAGCGGUCUGGUGCUGGAUGCGGGCACCGACCCCGGCAAGGUGGUGCUCAUGUUUGACGCCAACGGCUGCAUCACAUCCCACACCAGCAUGCGCCGCUCCGCGGGCGUCCACAAGGCGCGGCCGGGCAUCCGCCACCUGCGCCGCCUCAAGGAUUCUUUCCACCUGGGCAUGUUCAGCUCUGCCAGCCCCAGGACGGUACAGGUGGCGCUGGAGCUGCUGGAGGAGGCGGCAGGCAAGCAGCGGGCCGCCAGGGCCGGCUCACACGCGCUGCCAGCCUGGCGGCGGCGCUCCUGCCCCGGCGAGCCGCUGUUCGACCGCCGCCUCACGCUGUGCCGCACCCACACCUUCCUGGCGCCGCUGGAGCACGUGGCGGCGGGCGGCAAGGAGUGGGACACGGUCAAGCCGCUGCGCCCCUACUUCUCCCGCCUGCACCGCGUGCUGCUGGUGGACGACGACGCGCACAAGGCGGUGGCGGGGGAGGAGGGCAACAUGGUGCUGAUGCCGGUGUGGGAGGCGGACGACCCGGCAGACGGCAUGGUGGAGCGCCUGGUGGAUGUGCUGCUGGCCCUGGCGGAGGGGCUGGGGGGAGACCCGGAGGGGGAUGCGCGGCGCUUGGCCCCGCGCGCCUCGCAGCAGCUGGCGGCGGCGGCGGCAGAGGCGCGGGAGCGGCCGGCGCGGGACCCCGCCCCGGCAGCGCCCGCCCCCGCCGACGAUGCCGCCGAGCACAGCGAGGACCCUGGCGCACCCCUGCCCGUCAGCUAG